Messenger RNA from Macrosiphum euphorbiae (potato aphid), 474 nucleotides. The record is from the annotation of a GenBank genome assembly. NCBI's taxonomy places the organism in Eukaryota, Metazoa, Arthropoda, Insecta, Hemiptera, Aphididae.
AUGAAUGAGUUGCAAUUAACUGUAGCUGACUCAGAUAUUUCCAAUGAUACAUCAACUGUUGAAACUAUCCAUAUUUCUGAAGCUGACCUGAAUUUUGAUCUUCUUAAUCAAUUUGAGCUGGAUACUGGAGAACCACCAUUCCAAAUGGUAGAAGAAGGGUGUGCUGAAUAUUUUUCGGGCUAUGUAGCCAAUCGCUUCUAUAAUAAAUACCCUUCUUUAACUGCUCCACAUAACUCACAACCACCAGAUAACUGGACAAAUCAUUUAUCCAAAGGCAAUUUAAAAAUUCCAUCCGAAAACCUUUUUAAAGCAGUCUUACAAUUGGAAAGAGAUUUCAACAAUUUUCAAGGGGACCCUUUAUCUAAAAAACCACAAGUUUUUAAAAAUUUAUACAAAAUAGUUGCACCCAAAAUUCAGUAUUUAAACAUACCUGAUGAACAAGAAAAAAUUAAAAAACGAAAAUUUACCAACUGA